Molecule: messenger RNA, 5470 nt
Organism: Cydia pomonella (codling moth)
Lineage: Eukaryota; Metazoa; Arthropoda; Insecta; Lepidoptera; Tortricidae
Product: RNA-binding protein 5-like
Exons: 2
Coding region: 296-2590 (764 amino acids)
Biological process (GO): mRNA splicing, via spliceosome
Cellular component (GO): nucleus
Molecular function (GO): RNA binding
Source: RefSeq, a predicted model, not a curated record
AUACGCAUACGCUCUGCGUAGUAAAAAAAAAGAAAUCAAUAUGGCGAUAUCUUGCUAAUUUUUUGGUCUGCCAAAGGGAAUUUAAUAAAAUGUGUAUUGCCUAACGUAACAGUACUUGUAUGGAAAACAGUAAUUGAUUCCGCGUUAAGAGUUUUCAUGUCUCAGCGCAGAAUCCCAAUACAUUAACCAAGUGAUAACUACAGGUAAACAAAAUGUGGAAGGGGUCAUUGAUCGAAGAAUUUUUUAGGGCUCCAUUGGAUCGGCGGCGACGGCGACGUGGGAAGGCUCGUGAGUUAUGUUUGUUGAUCUAUGUGGAUGUUCGCAGGGAUUAGCGAUGUCGUGGCGUGGACGGGACGACCGCAGUGACCGGAGCUCGCGGUGGGAGACUCAGGAUCGGCCGGACCCGUGGGCGAAGCGUGGACGUUCGCCCGUGUGGGAGAUGCGCCGCGAUUCUCCUGAUCGCUCGCGAGGGUCUCCUCGUCACCAUCGCGACCGCUAUGAACGGUACGACCGCACCGGGGACCGUGACCGUGACCGGCGCGACCGCACCGACCGCGGUGACCGCGGCGACCGUGGCGACCGUUACGAACGGGACGAGCGACGCGGGCGCUCGCGGGACCGGCACGAACGUGCUCGUUCGCGCUCGCGCUCUCGAUCGCGACGACACUCGCCGCGCCGCCAUGAGCGGGAACGCGACUGCGACAUUCCAGCGCCACCUUCUCCGCCAAAGAUCAGUGCACCUGAACCGCCCAUCUCACGAUCGCGUAGCCGCUCCGCCAGCCGCGAACUCGACAGUGUCAACUCUACAUAUGACAACAAGGACGAACAAGCCGUCAAUGCCUCCCCAGGAGACUGGUUUUGUAAAUGUGGCUCAUAUAAUUUUAAAAGGCGCCAAAUAUGCUACAGACGCAACUGCAAUGGAAAGCGAUCAGAAGGGACAGUUUAUGGGGCUGAUGCCGAGAGGCAUGGCUUGACAGAAGGCAUGGGUAUCACAAAAAGACUUUUGUUUAGAAGAUUAGAUGCUUUAACAACUGAAGAGAAAAUAUUAGAGGCAUUGAAAGAGAGAUGCUCAAAGGCUGUUUUAGAUUCUAUAGCAGGUAUCACAAUAGGGAGAGAAACUUUGACUGGAGCUUCAAAGUGCCUCGCAUAUAUAAAUUUUAAUUCUAUAGCAGACUCCACUGCUGCUCAUUCUGAACUGAUGACUCUUUCGCCUCCACUUGAGAUUGAUAGCCGGGAAGUAUUGAUAUCGUUUUACAAUGAGCCCCAGAAGAUUCCGAAACCUGCUCCAAAUCCAGUCGACUAUUCUAGUUAUUAUUCUCAAAUGACCACAUACAACAACAGUUCAGCUUUGUCUGAAGCAGACAGAGUUAAUGCUGCAGCAGCAGUUGCCCAGUCAGCUAUCACGGCAGCUCAGGCUCGGCAGCUCACAUGGACUCCAUCAGUCCCUACAUUUGUUAUGUCAGGUGCACAAGCUGUAACCAAUAUCAAGGCUCCCACAGGUGAUGGAACGACAGUGUAUAAUGCACCCGAUGUGAGGACAUUCAUGUAUGAUGAGACAUCUGGGUACUACUAUGAUCCUUCUUCAGGUCUGUACUAUGAUGGAACCACACAGUACUUUUACAAUAGCCAAAUUAAUCAAUAUAUGUAUUGGGAUGCCACUAGUUCUACUUAUAUUGCAGCUACACAAGCCUCACAAAAUACUGAUCAGCCUAAGCUGCCUAGUCCACCAGCAGUCACCAUGGAUAACACUAUUACUAAAGAGCCGGAGGAGAAAAAGAAAAAAGAUAAAGAGGACAAAGUAAAAGUUGCUAAGAAGAUAGCCAAAGAUAUGGAAAGAUGGGCUCGAACUUUGAAUCAAAAGAAAGAAAAUGCAAAGAGUAACUAUGUUAUGGAUCAGCCUCAAGACACAGGGCCUAGCAAGGGCUCUGCUGACAUUGGCUUUUCAGUGCUUGGAGCUGGGCCGUCAUUAACACAUGUAAGGGAAAUAUCCCCACCCCCAACUGUAGUCCCAGCUGCUCCUGAUGAGUUUUUGAUUAAGAGAGUAGCAGAACCAACAUUUGACAAUGAUGAUGGAAUUAUUGACUGGACAAAAUUAACAUGCUUACUGUGUAAAAGAAAGUUCCCUUCUGCAGAGGUCCUUACAAAGCACAAGACUCUUUCAGACUUACAUAAGCAGAAUCUUGCAGCGCAUAGGAAACAGUCUGAUUCAGCACCGCAGAUGAAUGGGUAUAGAGACCGUGCAGCUGAGCGCCGAAUGAAGUUUGGAGAGGAUGAGACACCAGUCAGAAAGAGGUAUGAGCCACCUGAGCCCCUUCCACCCGCCAUACAAGCCGCUCCACCACCAUCCGUUGUUGAUACCAUUGGAGGAAAAAUGCUUCAGAAGAUGGGUUGGUCAGCUGGACGGGGUUUGGGCAAAACUGAACAGGGACGGAUAGCUCCUAUUGAGGCAGAGCAGAGGCCAAGCUUGGCAGGUCUUGGGCAGAAGAGAGGCAUUUACACACCCACUCCUGGGGAGACAUAUCGCGACACUGUGAAAAAGCUUAUGAUUGCGCGGUACAAGGAAGUCGUCGGUCAAGAGGAGGGAAAUUAGAUGGCGAGCCGCGACGUAUGGCGUGCCCGCGCACCGCGGUGAGUAAAGUCUAUUUGCUUACUUGUCUAACGCAUCUCUUUCCACAGGCUCGACAGCAUACUUCUUAUGUCUUAGUUUGUAUAAUAAUCUAUAUACCUUGUCUUGACCCUAGAAUGAAAUGUCUAACCCCCUUAUUCAUAAACGUCUACUAAAGUUGACAAGCCGCUAAUAAUCGUUGGUCCCUUUCCAUCAUACCAAUACGUCGGACAGGGACAAACGAUUAUUAGGGGCUUGUCAACUUUAGUAGACGUUUAUGAAUAAGGGGGUUAGUCAUUAUCAUCAGUGCCUUCAUCAUGGCUGUACCUACUCUAAAAUUGUGAGUUGUGAGGAUUUGGAUAUGGUUAAAAAGUGACUAUCGAGGCGUAGAGUAAUAGGGUAAGGUCCCUACGUUAAAAGUAAAUGCCCCGAUCACAUCUAUUCCAUUAGUAUUCCAGUCCAGUGAUUGAAUCCAGCACUGAACUGGAUCUAAUCGUUUACAUUUUCAUCAUCCAGUGAAUUUAUGGAGACUGUUACCAAAAAAACAAUACGUUUUCACUAUUUACUUUUAAUCCAGCACUGGAUAGACGGUACAUUAUUCCAGUGGUGCUGGAUUGGGCGAGCGGCAAUCAAAAGUACACCAUUAUUUCAGUCACGGGAUUGGAAUGCUUACUGGGAUGAUUAUAUUCCAGCGCCGGUUCAUAUUAUUCCAGCAGCAUUCCAGCGCAGAAUUCGAUCACUGGACUGGAAUACUACUCGAAUAAAUUGUGAACCAUGCAUAAUUAAUAUAUUGUUGGAUUGUGCACUUGGUAGCUACGAUAGAUAAUUUAUAUUUGAGUUUUGAUAAAUAAAGUACAAGUCUUAUUCCUUUAGAAAAGCACAUUAUUCUGCGAACACGACAAUGUUUUUUGAUAUUCCUUUUGAGUCAUUUAAGGGACGAGGCAUAUAUUAAAAAAAAUCUCCCGCGACUUACCCUUACCCUUUAGAUUAGAUACCUAUACCCUUUAGAUUAGAAGAUUCAUACCUUUUAGAAAUUUAAAAAAUUACUAAAACAUAAACAAAAAAAAUAGAUUCUAUUCAAUUGUAAAUAUUUUUGGUAUACAAUGACUUGAGACAUUUAGUUCAAGAAUAAAUUAAGUCAAGCACGUGACGCGAUUUAAAAGAAAUAGUUAUUCGGUUGUUGCUGUUGCUGUAAAAUUACAAUCCAACACAGGUAUAGGUAGAAUAUUGCAUCGACAAGGAAUAUAGAUUAUUUGAAGCCACUGUUAGUUCUGGGAUAUUUGGGUUCUAUAAUAUAGUUUGUGUUCCUGUGAUUGUGUAUGUUCUAGUCUUUAAAUUAGGUUCUAGCUUAAAACUAGGUAUAAUAGUCGGAGGACGAAGCGAGCAGCGACGGAGCAUAAGACUCUGGAAAAAACAUUACUGUGAUAUGUAACUGUGAUAUUUAGUGGUGCAAAAACGGUGCAAGUGUGAAGCCUUUACUGACGACUUUGACCAUUUACCUUACAGAACCGGCGCAGCGCCAGGACCCGCCAAUCCUUGUUUAGAGCAGGUUUAUUUAUUUGUACAACGUUGUACAAUCGUGAUUUAGCUCGGAUACCAGGCUAGCGAGCUGCUGGCUUUUUGGCAGUAGUAUGGCAUCAAAAGAUAUGCCAUUACAAACUUACUUAUUUGUGUUUUUCAAAUCUGUUGAAUCCUUGAUGCUAUUCUUCUGUCUUUUACAAAAUAAAGAUAACCUUCGCAAGCUGGAUUAAACUUCAUUCCAAUUUAAUUCUUAAUUGAUGUAGUUUUAAUCAUGGAAUAUAGUUACGUUGGAAAAACAAAAGCAUAACUCUUCUUUGGCAAUAGAGCGAUUACUAGCGAAGGUUAUCUUUUCGCUUGUUUAAGUGGGACGUAGAUAUAUUAUAUAACUUCCAAAUUUUAUGAAAUAUUUUUUUAGCGUCUUAUUAUAACUAUAAUGUUUAAGUUGUGUUAUGUAAAUGUAAACGGCAGUGAAUCUUUUCUGUAUGUUCCACGAAUAUGUGUGUAGAGGACUAGUGCAGUUAAAUUACCUGUUACGACGGUUUUGUUACUUUGCAUACCUCUGCUAUAAACACUUUAAAUAGUAAUAGCUAUUAUUUUUAAUAUUUGACCUUAAUACUCAGUAAAUUAAAAGUUAAUGUUCACACGAAAACAUAUUUAAAAAAAUAUAUAGGUACUUAAAGACGUAAAACACUGCUUAUACAUAGCAUUUAUCAACAAAGUAUAAUUUAAAAAAAUCUUUGUUAUUCAAAAAUCUUUGAUUUUUAUCAAUAAACCGAAUUUCAUAGUUAAAUAAUAAGUCAAACAUUAACUAUUUAAUGCAUUCAUAAUUGAAAUGUUAAUGUUGUUAAAUUAACUAUGUACAUUUGUCACAUUCACCAUUACCUAAUAAUAGUAAUAAUACACCAGUAAUUCUUACUUAGUUUUAAUCUUGCUUUGUAUUAAUAAAGUUGAACUGUGUUUAGAUUACCAAGUAAAUUAUUAGAAUUAGAAUAUAGAAUCAAAUCGGUACUGAUAAAUUAAUGAACUUUUUACGCAAUGUACGUUAACUCCAACGAUAGUUAUUCAUCUUAAUUUGAUUAUUAAACGCUACUCUGGUUAAGUUUAUUUUAAACAUAAGGCUUCUAAUUAUGUUUUACUUCAUAGUUUUGUAUAUAUAUUCGUAAAUCGUUUGCAUUGUUGUUCUAAAAGUGGCGCUAGCAUCGGGUUGCCUUAAGCACUCCUAGCGGAUAGUAAUUGUACUAAAUGAACUGCAAAUUUAAAUCAUAGCCGGUAAGGCUUCUAACGCGCUAUAGAUAGAUUAAAAUAGACCAUGUACAAAUAUAUAAAUUAUACAACAUUUCGUUA